Adineta ricciae is the source of this 1221-nucleotide messenger RNA. Lineage: Eukaryota; Metazoa; Rotifera; Eurotatoria; Adinetida; Adinetidae. The record is from the annotation of a GenBank genome assembly.
AUGAGUGUCAAACGGAAACUCUCAGAUUAUGAAGAAAAUCAGUCAUCGAUAACACCUUUUCAACGAGAUUCUUCAUCUUUCAACUGUAACAAUAGUGAUGAUGAUGACGACGAUGACGAUGACGAUGUUGAUGAAGAUGACGAAGAUGAAGAAGACGAUGAAGGAAGUUCAGGUGAAGAUGAAACUGUCAGUGAGGAUGAAUCAACAACACGUACAAUAGCAACAACACCUUCUACUAUAACACAAAGACGGCAUAGUGAUACCAUUCAUUCGUCUUCAACAUUGUCCUAUGGUACACCAAUCGUGAAACGUCGAUGUACAUAUUCUUGCAUGUAUGAUGAAGAACAAAAACGUUCUGUACUAGUUGAAUCCUAUCGAAAAUUACGUGGAGUUAAGAAACCCAAACUUCAAGUUAGUCUACUCAUAUGUAAUUUAAUCAAACGAUUGGAGAAAACUUUCACCAAAAGUCCUCCACUCUCCCAACCACAACAAAUCUCUUCUCAUCAUCAACAACAUGUACAGUAUUAUCAACAUCGAACAACAUAUCGUUCAUCAUCAUCAGAUAGUAUUUAUAUGUCAACAUCACUGCCUCCUUCUUUAGUCAAUGAUGAAAUUGAAACAACAACAUUAACACCAGUAAAUCAACAGUAUUCUCCACCACAUUCAUCAAUGUAUGAUUCGGAUAAAGUAUUAUUACCUAGUGGAGAUCUGAGAUCAUCAACUUCGAUGUAUCAUUCAUCGACAACCGAUGCUUAUUGGCUUGCUCAAUCGAAUUUCGCUGUACCUGUUGUAUCCACAUCAGAUGAAGAUGAUGUUGAUGUCUCCUUACAAGGUGGCGGUGAUUAUCUUGAUUUAAGUGACAACACUCUCGCGUCUUCCUUCUCAUCUUGUUCGACAUCAUCUCCUUCUGUAAAUUCAUCUUCAACAGAAUUAAUCACAACUUCAUCAUCGAUAUCAAAUGAUUGUUGUUGUUCUUCUUCAUCUUCCCCAGCUUUAACAAAACUACUAGUUGAUACUAACAAUAAUAAUCAUAACAAUAACCAUGAAGAUUAUUAUAUAUACCAUCAUCAUCAACAACAACAUCUUCAACAUCAUUCUCUAAUUCAUUCAAAUCAAGAAUUGUAUCAUUCGCAGCAUCAUUCAUCAUCAAACGAACAAGCAUUUUUCUAUCAUAAUCACCAUAAUGGAACUAAUACCGUUGAUAUUAUUACAACAGCGUGA